GGUCCGUCAACGUAACCCCCAUGCUUCUUGGUGGUUUUGCCCACGGAAACUUGACGCGACAUACUUUUUUAUAUUUAGGUUUUGCCGUUUAGCAUCGUCCCACGGUCACAACCUCAGCAUUAUUUUAACAUUAAUGACGCGCGUGACGAGGCUUUGUUCGUGAAGCCCACAGCAGGAUUUCACGCAGACUCGUCGGCGUCUUCAUAUUACAGCACACGGACACGGUGCGCUAAACACGGGGAAGAGCUGCGCUAUGGCCUCCGCCGUCCCGGUUGUUCUGCUCCUGUCUGCGGCUUUAUUCACCGCAACAGUCGCCGAUGAUGACUGUAAGAGCUACAUGACCAGCAAUGGCAUAUUCAAGGGGCCCAUUGAUUGCAAUUCUUUCCAGUUCUGCUGUGGAACCUGUGAUAACCGAUAUUGUUGCUACAAUCCACUGGAGAGGUUUUCAGAGGAUGCACAAGAUUUUUGUGAUAAUGAGUUAUACGACAAUGAGAUCAGGUCUAUCGCUUUGGGCGUGUCGGUGGCAGCGAUCGUAAUCGCCAUCAUUAUCUUCACCAUCUGCUGCGUCUGUCCCUGCUGCUGUUUCUACAAAAUGUGCAGGAAACCUAGACCUAUAAUGACAACAGCAACAACUACGGUCAUAACUUCCCAAUACCCUCAACAACCCGUCAUACAGGGAGGUCAGUACCCACCAUACCAGCCUAUGCCCCCUCAGCAAGGGUACGGAGGUCAGCCGGCUUACGGAGGUCAGCCCAUGCCGACCGGACCGUAUCACCCACAGCCGUAUGCAGUGGGACCACCACCCCCAUAUCAGGAAGCUGGAGGUCCAGGAUAUCCUGUUCCUUACAGCCAGGCAGCUUUUGAUCCCGGUCAGGCUUCUUAUCCCAUACAUCCUCCGGUUCAGCCUGGUUUUACUCAACCACCCCCACCAACAGACUACAACUCAACUCAACCAGCGUACAACCCAGCCUACAUGCCACCACCAAAGACCGGUUACUAAACCACAAGCAUCUGUGACGUCUGUCUUCACCGGAUCACGGAAGUGACUCAAUUCCACAAUCAAAUCUCGGAGAAAGCGUUCUCAUCCUUUGAAAAGGAUGUUUGGAUUAAAAAUACUGACUGAGUGCUUUUUUAACUCUUGUUUUUGACUGUCUCUUUCGUUGCACACGUCACGUAAAUGUAGUUUUCUCUACUCCCCCGCCAUUUGUAGCCACAAGCCAUAUAUUUAGCACCGUUUGGUUCUUGUUCUGUUUUUCUACAUUUAGCAAAAAGGGAAAUAUUUGUUUUUUUUUCAGCCACAGAAUUGAAAACACUCCUCGUUUGUUUCUUAAGUGCCUUAAAGUUGAGGCACUCGCUUUAUUUUAUAACAAGAAUUUGCACAGACAUCGACACUUUAUAAUCGUGCUUGGUGCAUUCGAACGAUCAGGAAUGUAACGACAGCAUGCUGUUAAGCUUAACGUCAUUAAUCUGUGAAAGUCACAUAAAUUUGUUUUUAUGUACAGUCGAAGAUCCAGAAUGUGCCUUGUACGAAUGGACACGUUUAUCGUUCUUACGACAUUUUCGAAGAAACUAAAGAAUUUAUUUAUGUCUGGUUUAGAUGGUGUGCUGUUGUAACAGUUGUGAUAUUUUCGUUAAUUCGUUAAUCACAGAAAUUAUGCUUAAGCGCAAUUUGUAGCAAAUAAGGGACCCUGUUAUUAGCAAAAAACUACUUCGUUUUUUUCUUCGAAUGAGGGCGGCAGCUCAUUUAAGAAACUUCCCCUGUGACUUCUUUCCUUGAGGUUUUGAAUAGCAACAGCUUGCAAACGAUAUAAUAAAUACAGUGUGCAAGGUUAGAAAGAGGGCGAAAUUUUAAAAAGUUGUUCAACUGUCUAUUCGUGUCUUUCUUUCUAUAAUGAAAAAAAAUCCACUGAUGCUUUGUAGGUUAAGUCAUUUUUUAAGGUCCAUCAUAUUUGUUUGAUGUGGUCUGAUCUCUGUUUUGUGCAUCUCCGCGUCUGCAACAGCAAAUAAAACAGUUCUUGCGCUGAAAUGUCAAGCUGUCUCUCUUAAAACAACACUACUCACCUCUGUCAGAUUUUCCAUUGUCAAUCACAUUUGACCUAGACAGGUGUGAAAAGUUUGCAAAGGUUUUCCAGGAAGUGAGGUUUGUCAUGGGUGGGCUAAGGCUGAUGGGGAAAGUACAUGUGUUUAUAUAAAGACAAUAUGGUAGCUCAUUACAUUAAAAUUAAUUGUUUAUUAAACAUUUAAAAAAUGUGCAAUUGACCACAAACCAUUGCACUUACAAUGCA
This is a messenger RNA of Paramisgurnus dabryanus, 2285 nucleotides long. Its product is annotated as protein shisa-5-like. NCBI's taxonomy places the organism in Eukaryota, Metazoa, Chordata, Actinopteri, Cypriniformes, Cobitidae. The record is from RefSeq and is a predicted model, not a curated record.